Messenger RNA from Amorphotheca resinae ATCC 22711, 780 nucleotides. RefSeq lists its product as hypothetical. The transcript is spliced from 2 exons. Bases 1 to 780 code for a protein of 259 amino acids. Lineage: Eukaryota; Fungi; Ascomycota; Leotiomycetes; Helotiales; Amorphothecaceae. Gene Ontology annotation, cellular component: ESCRT II complex. Gene Ontology annotation, biological process: protein transport to vacuole involved in ubiquitin-dependent protein catabolic process via the multivesicular body sorting pathway. The record is from RefSeq and is a predicted model, not a curated record.
AUGUCCCGCAAAGGGGUAGGCCUUGCGGCCUUCGAUCGUUCUCGAAUAACAUCUGCCCAGUAUGCAUCUCAUGGGAACAAUCUCCGGAGCUCUCACUCUACAUCUCUCGCAACUCAACUCUCCGUAUUCCGCUCCCUUCUCCAGCAGUUCGCUCAGACUCAUGGGAAAGACAUCCGCUCGAAUCCAAGCUUCCGUGCUGAGUUCGCGAGGAUGUGCGCUGCUAUUGGGGUAGAUCCUUUAGCAAGCAGCAGUGGUGCUUCAGGGAAAGACGGUGGAAGUUUCUGGUCACAGAUGUUGGGUGGAAGUGUGAAUGAUUUCUAUUUUGAACUGGCUGUCAAGGUUGUGGAGGUCUGCGGCGCCACGAGGGAAGAGAACGGGGGACUUAUCGGUGUGAAGGAAGUUAGGGAUAGGAUUAUGAGCACGAGAAUUGAGGGAGGGGCGGAGAUAACUGAGGACGACAUCCUCCGCGCAGUCAAUACUCUCAAGCCCCUUGGAUCAUCCUACUCAACGCUCACAGUAGGAAAUAAGCUAUACAUCCGCUCCAUACCAAAAGAGCUCAACACAGAUCAAAGUGCCGUGCUUGAAGCUGCACAGCUCCUAGGUUAUGUUACUGUGUCGAUGCUCAUGGCAAAUUUGCAUUGGCCGAGAGCCAGGGCCAAGACGGCUAUUGAUGAUCUUGUUUCUGAAAGUAUGCUUUGGGUUGACAAGCAGUGCGACGAAUGGGAGUAUUGGAAUCCAGGAUUCAUGCUCGAGGUGGAAGAAGAUGCAAACGGGAGGUGA